Messenger RNA from Rhinolophus ferrumequinum (greater horseshoe bat), 3123 nucleotides. RefSeq names its product GRB2 associated regulator of MAPK1 subtype 1 (gene GAREM1). Gene Ontology annotation, biological process: epidermal growth factor receptor signaling pathway; cellular response to epidermal growth factor stimulus. The transcript has 6 exons. Gene Ontology annotation, molecular function: proline-rich region binding. The record is from RefSeq and is a predicted model, not a curated record. NCBI's taxonomy places the organism in Eukaryota, Metazoa, Chordata, Mammalia, Chiroptera, Rhinolophidae. The coding region runs from base 136 to 2766 and encodes 876 amino acids.
CGCCGCGCCCCCGGGCUGCCCGCGGCCAAAGUGCCCGGCGCCUCCCGCGCGUCCCAGACCUCGAGCGCGAGCAGCGGCGGCCGCCGAAGCGCGGGUGGUGCCGGCGGGAGCGCGGGGCAGGAGGAGGCGGGGAAGAUGGACCCGGCGCCCUCGCUGGGCUGUAGCCUCAAGGAUGUGAAGUGGAGCUCGGUGGCCGUUCCGCUUGACCUGCUGGUCAGCACUUACCGGCUGCCCCAGAUCGCGCGGCUGGACAGCGGAGAAUGCAUAGAAGGGCUGCGGGAAAACGACUACCUUCUGAUUCAUUCGUGCCGUCAGUGGACAACCAUCACUGCCCAUAGUCUGGAGGAGGGGCACUAUGUCAUUGGGCCAAAGAUAGAGAUUCCGGUACAUUAUGCAGGACAAUUCAAGCUGCUGGAACAAGACCGAGAUAUAAAGGAGCCAGUGCAAUAUUUCAACAGUGUGGAGGAGGUGGCUAAAGCAUUUCCUGAACGCGUGUACGUCAUGGAGGAAAUAACAUUCAACGUGAAGGUUGCUUCGGGUGAGUGCAAUGAAGACACCGAAGUUUACAACAUCACCCUGUGUACUGGGGACGAACUCACUCUAAUGGGGCAGGCAGAAAUCCUUUACGCAAAAACUUUCAAGGAAAAGUCUCGACUCAACACAAUCUUCAAAAAGAUUGGGAAGCUCAAUUCCAUCAGCAAGCUGGGGAAAGGCAAAAUGCCAUGUCUCAUUUGCAUGAAUCACCGGACCAAUGAAAGCAUUAGCCUUCCCUUCCAGUGCAAGGGCAGAUUUAGCACCCGAAGUCCCCUGGAACUGCAGAUGCAGGAGGGCGAACACACCAUCCGAAACAUCGUGGAGAAAACCAGGCUUCCUGUGAAUGUGACCGUGCCCAGCCCCCCACCCAGGAACCCCUACGACCUCCACUUCAUCCGCGAGGGGCACCGCUACAAGUUUGUGAACAUCCAGACCAAGACAGUGGUGGUUUGCUGCGUCCUGCGGAAUAACAAGAUCCUCCCCAUGCACUUCCCUUUGCACUUGACUGUCCCCAAGUUCAGCCUCCCAGAACACCUGGUGAAGGGGGAGGUAUGGCCCGAAACCCUGGUUCAUCACUGGCUGGGUAUCUGCCAAGAGCAGUUUGAUAUCGAUGAGUAUUCACGGGCUGUCCGGGAUGUGAAAACCGACUGGAAUGAGGACUGUAAGAGCCCCAAAAAGGGCCGGUGCUCUGGCCACAACCACGUGCCCAAUUCCCUUAGCUAUGCUCGCGAUGAGCUCACCCAGUCUUUCCACCGGCUCUCGGUCUGUGUGUAUGGUAACAACCUCCAUGGCAACAGCGAGGUGAACCUCCAUGGCUGCAGGGACCUAGGGGGAGAGUGGGCCCCCUUUCCUCAUGACAUCCUGCCCCAUCAGGACUCGGGGGAUAGUGGGAGUGACUACCUUUUCCCAGAAUCGAAUGAAGAGUCAGCGGGCAUCCCAGGGAAGUCGGAACUUCCUUAUGAAGAGCUGUGGCUGGAGGAAAGCAAUCCCAGCCAUCCGCCCCUCACUCGCUCCCUGAGUGAGAAGAGCAGAUGUGAUCAGUUUAGAGGUUCUGUCCGGUCCAAAUGUGCAACUUCUCCACUUCCUGUUUCUGGAAUUCUGGGAGCAGCGAUGAAGUCUUCAGAGAUCGCCCUACCUCCACCUCCAGUGCCUCCCAAAUCGGAAGCUGUCAGGGAAGAGUGCCGGCUCCUGAACGCCCCACCUGUUCCACCCCGAAGUGCAAAGCCUUUGUCCACCAGUCCCUCCAUCCCUCCUCGCACAGUCAAGCCAGCGCGGCAGCAGACUCGCUCUCCCAGCCCCACCUUGUCCUACUAUUCUUCAGGGCUGCACGACAUCAGCGUUACUAAAAGUGAAACAAGUCCCUCUGAAAGUGCUCCUGUUUCCUGCUAUCCCUGUCACCGAGUGAAAACUGACUCUGUGGACCUGAAGUCCCCAUUGGGAAGUCCUUCUGCGGACGUGCUCUCCUCCAGGCUUUCGUGGCCUAACCAUUAUUCAGGAGCGUCGGAGAGCCAGACCAGGAGUGACUUCCUACUGGAUCCCAGCCGGAGUUACAGUUACCCUAGACAGAAGACGCCAGGCACACCAAAGAGAAAUUGCCCAGCCCCUUUUGAUUUCGAAGGCUGCGAGCUCUCGGCCAGCCCCACCAGCUCGGUCACUGCAGAAUUCGGUAGCAGUGUCUCCACUUGUCCCAAGUCAGCCAGCUACUCUCUGGAGAGCACAGAUGAGAAAACUCUUGCAGCGGGCACGACAAAGCAGAGUAUGUCAUGCCCCGCGUUACCCCCCAGGGCCCCAAAACCAGUGGAAGAGAAAGUCGCCUCUGAAACUUCUCAUUUGCCUCUGAAAAUCGAUGGUGCUGAGGAAGACCCCAAGUCUGGGUCACCGGACCUCUCUGAGGACCAGUAUUUUGUUAAAAGGGGCCUGCAGGACAUCUUCUCAGUCUCUUACCCUUUCUCCUCUCCGCUCCACCUCCAGCUGGCCCCCAGGUCCUGCGGGGAUGGCUCCCCAUGGCAGCCCCCUGCUGACCUGUCGGGACUCUCUAUAGAAGAAGUGUCCAAGUCAUUACGGUUUAUUGGUUUGUCUGAAGAUGUCAUAUCCUUUUUUGUUACGGAAAAGAUUGAUGGGAAUUUGCUUGUUCAACUAACAGAAGAAAUCCUCUCAGAGGAUUUCAAAUUAAGCAAACUACAAGUGAAGAAAAUCAUGCAAUUCAUUAAUGGCUGGAGGCCCAAAAUAUAGCCAAAUAACGCCAGCUAGCAUUGAACAAAACUGAUAAAUUUGUGUGCUAGAAGAGGUGGGCUGGGACACAGUUUCAUGUUUUUUUGCACUAAAAACCUUCUCUGUAUAUAGGGAUAAGAGAAACUCUUACUAUGCAGAUUACGUUUUUGAAUGGUGAACAGGCUAUUUUGUACAUCAAUAAAAAUGUUGUACAGAACACUUAAAGGUGUGCCUUGUACAUCACUCAAUACUCAAUAGCUGCUAAAAGACAGAAGGCAUGUUCAGAGAACUAAUUCUUACCCACGUAGGUUUAUGCGAGAAGGUAUGAUAUUUAUUUCAAACUAGCCAAAGCUGAAAGACAUAAGCAUCUUUAAAAAA